AUCUGGAAACAAUGAGACUGCUUGUUUUGCUGGUGCUUGCUGGAGCUGCUGUGGCAGUGCCCAGGGAGGAUGGCAGGAUCAUCGGUGGCACGGAGUGCUCCCCAAACUCUAAGCCAUACAUGGCAUCCCUUAACUACGGGUAUCACUUCUGUGGAGGGGUACUCAUCAACGAGCAGUGGGUGCUCUCUGUGGCCCACUGCUGGCACAACCCCUACGCCAUGCAGAUCAUUCUGGGAGAACACAACACACGAGAGUUUACUGGCACAGAACAGCUCAUGAAGACCGAAAACAUUGUCUGGCAUCCCAGCUAUGACUACCAAACCUUGGACUAUGACAUCAUGCUGAUCAAGCUCUUCCACCCUGUGAAGCUGACCGAUGCUGUGAAGCCCAUCCCUCUGCCCUCUGGCUGCCCGUACGGUGGCAUGUCCUGCUCUGUGUCCGGCUGGGGCAAGUACUUCCCUGAUGGAGACUAUGUUACCAGUGAUACGCUUCAGUGUCUGGAUGUGCCCAUCGUUGACGAUCAGGAAUGUGAGAAUGCCUACCCUGGCAUGAUCACCCGCAGAAUGAUGUGCGCCGGAUACCUGGAAGGAGGAAAGGAUGCAUGCAAUGGUGAUUCUGGCAGUCCUCUUGAAUGUUUUGGAGAAGUGCAUGGACUGGUGUCCUGGGGUCAGGGCUGUGCCGAACCUGGGUACCCUGGCGUCUACGUCAAGGUCUGCGAGUUCCUCCCCUGGAUCAAGGAGACCAUGGAGGCUAACCCAUAA
Sardina pilchardus (European sardine) is the source of this 761-nucleotide messenger RNA. Its product is annotated as trypsin-like. NCBI's taxonomy places the organism in Eukaryota, Metazoa, Chordata, Actinopteri, Clupeiformes, Clupeidae. Gene Ontology annotation, biological process: proteolysis. The record is from RefSeq and is a predicted model, not a curated record. The transcript has 6 exons. The coding region runs from base 12 to 761 and encodes 249 amino acids. Gene Ontology annotation, molecular function: serine-type endopeptidase activity.